GUGAAAAUCUCAACGCGCAAGCAAAUGCGGGGCCUAUCAAAGCCCUAUAAAAAAGUGCGAUUCAUACAAUGACCCCAAUUUAUUAUUUAAAGCGGGCGCAAGAAUUCCUUUUUUCAUUAAUUGCUAAAUUAAUUUAUUGCUUCACUUCAGUGUGAGAUUUGCUGAAUUCCAUUUUAUAUAGUUGACACUCUCAAUAUGGGAUCCCCCUCGCAUCGAAAUACAUGGAAAUGGAUUUACACCGCGCGAUUCCAUAUUGAGUUAGCAUAAAUGAUUAAUAAUCAAUUGAUUAUUUGCUACUUUGCAAUAGCGAAUUUCUUUAUCUCUUACCCAAUAUCUCAUUCUUUAAGCGCUCCCUCAAGCUAUCAGUGUACUAUAAUUCCAAAUUGCGAUGGACGCCCCCUUUAAGCCGAACAGCCCAUGCGCUGCAAAUCGCGAUUCAACCUUGUCAAUAGUUUCACUCAAAAGCCUUAAGCACUCUCUCGAUCCAAUUGAACUCGUGGGAGCUAAGCAAGCACGAUUUUCUCAUGACUCAAAUUCGCCUUCACCCUUUCACAAUAGCUCUCGCUCAAAGCGCUUGCCUAACGCAAGCGGAUCGAGUUCCACCGCUCUAACUAUUUUCCCCAAGGCAGCUGCACUGUCCAACGAAAGCUUGAAUAAUUCCCUCGCACUUCGAUCGGGUGGUGAAUUAAAUGGCAUUGACGAUUAUAUAAGCGCAGUCAAGAGAAUUUCUGAUACGAGUGAAAGGCAGCAAUAUCAAAUUGAGAUAUUGGGAUUAUUGCUGCAUCGCGAUUCGGUAACUCGCGAGCAAAUUGAGCGCUUUUGUCAAUACAUCAAGAGCGAUCCCGGUGGUCAAGAUUUAAUGAAUGAUAGUGCCCUCGCGCCCCUAUGGGAUCUGGCUCACGAGAUCUGCGCUGAUCAGGCUAAGAAAAGAGAUAAGAAAGAGGAGGCUUUGAGUGCCAUUUCAAAAGCGUGGGGGGUUGAGGUGAAGAAUUGGCUCCGCAGCCUCGACUCCUCAAUAUAUUUCUUGACCCAAGUUCGAUCGAUUGCUUUGCAGGAAAAUUUAAUUAAUGGCUCGCAAAAGGUUAAUCAAGCAAUGCUGCAUCGCAUUUGCGCUUCUGCAGCUGGCGUCUCCAACAAAUGGCAACUUCAAGCUACCGAUUUUAAAUGCGGCCUCAAAUUCCCCAUCAAGAAAAUCACCAGUGAAGAGCUUCGCACAUUUAACCUUUGCAUUAAUCAAUUUGGAUUCUUGGUCCCAAAGGCUUGGAAUGAGAGGGCCAUUGAAUCGAGCGCCGACUUAUCAUGCGGGGGGAGCGAGAGUUACGAUAGCUCAAGCGAGCCUGAGGGUGACAGCGCUAUUGCAGCAGCGAAUUUGAUUGGCUCAAGCGAUUUUUCGAGCCCGGCUCAAGAAAUCGAUGGCUCGCGCUACGCGACCGAUCACGUGAUAUCAAAAGUCGGAGCAAUUGAUAAAAUCGCAGAUCGCAACCCCUUAGCGCAAAGCGAAGCGAGCAGCAAGAGUCAAAAUGAAUCCAUAAUCGAAUUGCAAAGUGUCGAGGCUAUUGACGAUGACCCCUCAAGCGAUAACUUGAAUGGGCUAGGCCAAGGCCCUUUUGAAACCGCGAUAAGCAAUGGCGAAAGUGACAGCGCAUUGAGCGAUGCAAGCGAUGCAAGCGAUCAAAGAAGCGCCGCUCCCACUCGCGCUAUUAAUGGGAGCAGCAAUCCAAUUCGCGUGCACCAUAGCUCUAGCGCAGAGCCAUCAACAAAGCGCCCUUGCGAAUAUUGCUCAGUAGAUGUUUCGAGCGCUUGGAUUGCCUCGAUGAAACCUCGAAAAAUCCAUGACCCAGCGAAAGCCCCUCGGCUAUUAAAGCAAUGGAUUCAAUUUAAAUCUGUAUGCUUCAAUCAUUCCAAGUCAAUGGGCGGUCACAUAGGUUUGUGCGUUAAGCCCCUGAAUCAUUCCGCUUUGCAAAAGAGGCUUCGCUAUAUUUCUGAUCACAUCGAGCGUAUUGGAGAGUUGAAAACCAACGAAGAUACCUACCAAUGGUUCCGGGUCCAAGACCGCCCUGCGCGACCAGAGGAUGGCUAUGGCCCGUAUAAUUUUGCACACACGCCACUGCCCUCGGAAUUUGAUUUUAACCAGAGCGAGAUUUUGGAUUGGAUCAACCGUGACUUUAAUGGCGGUUUUGAUAAGCUUCAAUGGGAGCGCGAUGGAUCUGUUAAUGUGAAUUUAUUCAGUUGGUGGUGGGAGCCAGGGUGCGAGAUGGGCGAGUUUGCGUUGGAGCUCUUUGACGUGUAUCAAUUUCACCUGCGCGAGCAAAACGGUAAGGAAAAUUAUGGUUGGCUUCGGAAUAUGUUUUUUUCCACAUGUCAACAAGCAAUGCGAAGCGAUCCAUUAUAUUACGCUCUUUAUGCAGCCUUGCGGCCGGAUGGGGCUACAACGCUCUGCUCUUACCCCUACUAUGCCAAAUACACUCAUAAGGGGGAUCAAACUUAUUUUCGACACAUUGAUAUAAAUGUUCCAGAAUGGAUAAAGAGCAACCGAGGGGGGAAUAUGAUUCAAGGGUCGCUUUCAUUGGACGACGAACAAGAAUCUGAUUGCACAGUCAUACUUGCUGGCAUGCAUCGCAAUCGCAAUCUUGAAACAUGGUGGCGCGAUCUUGAGAGCCGACAAAAAACCAAAAAUGGGCAUGUUCAUAGAAUCAAAAGCAAUAUGGUAACAGCGGAAGAUGAGAAGAAAUUGGGGGUCAAAUGGAAAGCAGUGCCUUGCAAUCGAGGGCAAGUGAGGGUUACGAUGCCCCACCUCCCGCAUGGAGCCAAUGGACCAGCUCGUGGUGUGCGAAGAACUCUACUUCCUUGGUUUGUGAAAGUUCAGCCCGACCUCUCCUCCUUGGAGGUCUUAGAUGGUGGCACGUGGGAGAUGCUCUCCGAAUCCCAUCGCGAUAUGACCUCGCCUUUUAAGACUCCUUCAGGAUUGAGCAAUCGCUAUGGGAAAAUCCCAUAUCAAUUUCCUGCCUCAACCUUGCUCAAUGGAUUGGGCUCAUUAUCAAGUGCUCUCAACUGUCAAGCCCGCUGGAAUGAUUUAGGAGUCUUAAAUGAAAGAUACCGCUUGCUAAAGGGCAAUAGAUCAACUGCAACCCAAUUUGUUUACGAUUGGAGACGGAAUCUGAAUGAGAAAGUAAAGGCUUCCCGCGCAUUAGUUAAGGAGAGAGAAAGGGCAGCAUUUGGUAAAAAUUCAUAUUACUAUCAUUUGGAGCGGUCUCAAACCUUAGGAAUUUCUAUGCCCCACCUUGCUCCAGAUAAACCUAUACAAAAAGGCGACAAAGAGGGGGAUAGUGAUGAUAUUGCAGAGGGGGAGGAUAGUGAUGAUAUUGUGGAGGGGGAGUGGGCUUUCGAUAGUGAUGAGGGUGAAGGCAAUACAUCCAUUGAUUCACUUGAAGAAAGCAAUGAAUCUUCAACGAUUGGCUUCAAUAGCGAUGAUGAAUAAACUAUUGAUAUCUAAGCUUUUUAAAAUUAAUUGAAAUAAUUAAAAAGUUCA
This is a messenger RNA of Botrytis cinerea B05.10, 3529 nucleotides long. RefSeq lists its product as hypothetical. The record is from RefSeq and is a predicted model, not a curated record. Lineage: Eukaryota; Fungi; Ascomycota; Leotiomycetes; Helotiales; Sclerotiniaceae. The transcript has a single exon. The coding region runs from base 389 to 3478 and encodes 1029 amino acids.